Messenger RNA from Panonychus citri (citrus red mite), 1728 nucleotides. Its product is annotated as PAT complex subunit CCDC47-like. Gene Ontology annotation, cellular component: endoplasmic reticulum. Lineage: Eukaryota; Metazoa; Arthropoda; Arachnida; Trombidiformes; Tetranychidae. The transcript has 6 exons. Gene Ontology annotation, molecular function: calcium ion binding. The record is from RefSeq and is a predicted model, not a curated record. The coding region runs from base 186 to 1679 and encodes 497 amino acids. Gene Ontology annotation, biological process: endoplasmic reticulum calcium ion homeostasis.
AAAUAAACCGGUGAUCAUGUGACAGAAAAAUUAUCUCAUCAAAAGCAUUGAGAAAAUUUGAUCGAUUGAUGGUUAAUUGUUUUCUAAUUAAUUAGUGGGUUAUUUUUUUCUUUCUAAUUUUAUUUUGCUUUUGGAGAAUUGAUUGACUAGAAUAUCGUGUAAUAAACAAUCAGUGUCUCUUUGUGAUGGGUCGAUCGUUUGGUCUACCAUCUUAUUCCAGGAGACGACCUGCUUUUAGGUUUAUCUCUGCCAUCAUCACAUCUAAUCUUAUAUUGAGUCUUAUUCUUGAAGCUCUGGUUAUUGGUGUUACAACUGCUGCUUCUCCCUCAUCAAAAUCAUCGAAUAUUGAUUCUUACGAGGACAAUGAAUUUGCUGAAUUUGAAGAUUUUGAAGAAGAACCUGAUCAACCAAAGAUUCAACGACCUUUAGAAUCAGCUCAACCAUUGGACGAUUCAGGUGAAGAUGAUCUAAUGGAUACUGUUGUUGAAAAUGAAGAUGACGAGUUGGAUGUAAUCGAGGAAAAUGAUGAUUUUGAAACAAUUGCAAGUGAUGAUAAAAGUUCAUCUUCAAUACCUUCACCUUCACCUCAUAAACCAGAUAAUAUUGAAAUCACCAAAGUGCCAAUUCAUUUGCGAAAUAGUUGGGAAAGUUAUUACCUGGAAGGGUUAAUGAUUGUAGGAUUAUUUAUUUAUUUUGUUAACUUUAUCAUUGGAAGAGAUAAAAAUCAGCGUCAUGCUGAUACUUGGUUUGAAGAAUAUCGAGAACUAUUAGAGAACAAUUUCUCUCUAGUUGGUGACGAUGGUAAAAAAGAGAUUGAAAAUCUUGGCUUAAUUAAGGAAACUGAGAAUAUUUUCACUCUUUGGUGUAGCGGUAGAACUUGUAUUGAAGGAAUGCUAAUUGAAUUACGAUUCAAUAAACGACAAGAUCUAAUCAAUACAAUUUCCAGUAUAUUUAUGCCUUCAAAUGAUGAGAUUUUGAUUCGUAUUUACCUUAAUCAGGAUGCAAUGGAUACAUUUGUUUUCUCAGCUGCUCAGAAAAAAAUAGCUCCCAAAUUAGUUAAAGAAAUGAAUGAUUUUGCAACUUUUUCUCCUAAAAUAAAAUCAAUGGAAAAGUAUGGAGUCUCUGAGACUAAUUAUGUUAUGAUGAAUGAGAUCGGUGAAGUUGCCGGAGCAAUUUUAGAUUCAAAGAUUGUCAGUCUACUUAACAAAUAUCCCGAUGCCAUUCAAUAUAUUCAUAUAUCUGAUCAAUACUCUGGCUAUCGUUUAAAUGAAGAUGCCCCAUUAGUCAAAUUUCCCGAUCGAAGAAGAAUCAUGAUGUUCGGCUUCAAAUAUCCUAACAAUGGAACCCUUACCCUCGAAGAUGCUGCCUCUUUCAAACCUCUUCUCCAAAUGGUUUUCUAUCUAAUUGAAAAAGUCCGUCGAUUCCGACUAAGUCGUGAAGGUAAAAACAAGGCCAAUAAGAAUAGACAGAAACUGGAAGAAUUGUUUCUGAAGGCAACACACUCUCAGCGACAAGAAGCGGCUCAGGCCAAAAGAGAGGAGAAAAAGCGAGCCGAAAAAGAGAAGAUAUUAAAUGAAGAGGAUCCGGAAAGACAACGUAAAUGGGAAGAACGUGAAUAUAGACGAGAGAUGAAAAAGAAAACAUCGAAAAUGAAGCAGAUUAAAAUCAAAGCCAUGUAAAAAUUUAAUUUAUUUCAAUUUAGGAGAAUUUAUAAGAAAACAAAAUUUA